Cryptotermes secundus is the source of this 1500-nucleotide messenger RNA. RefSeq names its product cytochrome P450 4C1. The transcript has 2 exons. Lineage: Eukaryota; Metazoa; Arthropoda; Insecta; Blattodea; Kalotermitidae. Gene Ontology annotation, molecular function: iron ion binding; oxidoreductase activity, acting on paired donors, with incorporation or reduction of molecular oxygen; monooxygenase activity. The record is from RefSeq and is a predicted model, not a curated record. Bases 1 to 1500 code for a protein of 499 amino acids.
AUGUCCCUGAUAUUCAUGUCACUACUCAUAUUCUCUGUGUUGCUCGGUGUGAUUUAUUGUUGGAGAAGGCGACAUCUGCUGAAGUUAGCUGCAAACUUGCCUGGCCCCCCCACAGUUCCUCUCUUCGGAAAUGCUUUGGAAUUCAGAUCCAAAGAUUUCGCCCAAAACUUUUGGACAUUUAUUGGUUUCAUGCAAAAUUAUGGGCCUGUGGUGAGGAUCUGGUUGGGGCCUCAAUUGAUAAUUGCAAUUAGUGACCCACAUCAUAUUGAAAAACUUGUAGCACACGAUAAAUUCUGUACAAGGGGCCCCUUUUUUAGAAUCCUAAUGAAAUCGAUGUUUAGGAACGGGCUGUUAGCCAUUGACGGAGAAAUUUGGAGAAAACACAGGAAAAUCGUUACAGCAGCAUUUCAGAAUAAUAUCCUAGAUAAAUUUGUGGACAAUUUCGCAAUGUAUAGCUGUAUUUUAGCGGAUCGGUUGGAUGAAAUAUCUGACGGAAAGUUUCAUAACAUUUACAUGUUCUUUUGCCAGUGUACCUUGGAUGUGAUUUGUGACACUGUAUUUGGAUAUAAACUAAACGCCCAAGCUAAUAACAGAACUGAGGUCGUUAAUAGUAUCUUAGGCAUAUUAGAUCAUGUUGUUGAGCAUCUUGUGAGACCAUGGUUACAUUUCGAUUGGGUUCACAAGUUGACUAAAUCGUGUGCAAAGUACACAGAUGCGAUCGAACACCUAAAUAGCAUUAUAAUUGAUUCAAUCUCACUGAGAAAAGAGAAACAUGCACUAAUGUUAGCUUCAGGGGAGGACAUUCAGCUCGACAAAAUGAAAAAUCCCCUACUACUUGAUACGUUAUUGUUAAAUGAAUCUCUUAACAUGGAUGAUAUUCUCGGAGAGAUAAGUUCAAUUGCAGGGGCAGGGGCGGAAACCACAUCAUCUACCUGCUGUUUUGUCCUGGCACUCCUGUGCGAGCAUCAGCAUAUCCAGGAGAAAGUGCUAGAGGAACAGAAGGUCAUAUUUGGGGAAGAUAUUCAACGACCAGUUACAAGGGACGAUCUGCCCCAAAUGAUAUACUUGGAGCAGGUGAUCAAGGAAACUCUGCGUCUCUACAGUCCACUUUCCUUUCAUUAUCGGCAGACUGUGGAUAAUGUCGACUUAGGGAAUGGCUACGUUCUCCUAGCUGGAAUUCCUGUAAUCGUAACAGCUUAUCUUACACACCGGAACCCGGAGUAUUUUCCUGACCCGGAGCGCUUCGACCCGGAUCGCUUCUUACCUGAGAAUUCAACUGGUCGACAUCCGUACUCCUAUAUUCCGUUCGGACUUGGCCGAAGGUUAUGUGUGGGUCACAACUACGCCAUGAUGGAAACAAAGACAAUUUUGUCUACAGUUCUGAGAAAAUACCGCGCCUGCGCAGUUGAAGGCGGCAUUCGUGCUUUGGAGAAAAGCUUUCGUUUCGGACUUAUACAGAAACCCGUUCAAGGAUUCAGGAUCAGUUUGGUACCAAGAUGA